GCUAAUCAAACCAGUUAAAACUGAGUCUUAUACCAUGGGAAGAACACCUUGCUGUGAGAAAAAUGGGCUCAAAAAAGGUCCAUGGACGCCUGAAGAAGAUCAGAAACUGAUUGAUUACAUUCAGAAACACGGCUAUGGCAAUUGGAGAACACUGCCAAAGAAUGCUGGGCUUCAAAGGUGUGGAAAGAGCUGUCGUCUUCGAUGGACUAAUUACUUAAGGCCAGAUAUCAAAAGAGGCAGAUUCUCUUUCGAGGAGGAAGAGACAAUAAUUCAGCUCCACAGUGUGCUGGGAAAUAAGUGGUCUGUCAUAGCUGCUCGGUUGCCCGGAAGGACAGACAACGAGAUAAAGAACUACUGGAACACACACAUUCGGAAGAGACUCCUCCGAAUGGGGAUCGAUCCAGUGACGCAUAGUCCGCGGCUCGAUCUUCUCGACCUUUCCUCGAUCUUAAGUUCGUCUCGGAUGAACAUGUCGAGGUUAAUCGGAGCUCAAUCCCUUAUUAACCCUGAGAUUCUAAGGCUCGCCAGUUCUCUCAUGUCAUCUCAAAGCCAAAACCAAAACCAAAAUCCAGAUUUUGUUUAUCAAGAUAUUGAAGAAAAUCAAAUCCAAAACCAAUAUAAUCCGCCAUUGAUGCAAGUCCAAGGGAUCCCAGAAGCUUGCACCUCGUUGAAUAUACCUCCUUGUAGUAGCAUUCCAUUUGAUAACAACGAAGCACCGUUGAUGAUGAACCCUAACCUGAACCAAUUCCCACCAAACGCCGAUUUCAGUGAGUGGCAGCAAGGCAAUGCCAUGGUUCAAGAUUUGACUGAAGAUUACGUGCCGUUUCCGGCAAACUAUAACUGUUACGGCUCCGACCUGAGCUUCGGCUUUGCGUCGGUUCUAUCAACGCCUUCUUCCAGUCCGACGUACAUCAACAGUAGCAGCACCGAGGACGAAAGAGAAAGCUAUAGCAGUAACAAUAUUUACAAGUUCGAUCAAAUUCCGGAUAUUUUAGAUGUUAAUGAAUUCUUGUAAUUUAGCAAAAUGAACAAUCAAAACUCA
This is a messenger RNA of Hibiscus syriacus, 1042 nucleotides long. Its product is annotated as transcription factor MYB102-like. Bases 35 to 1015 code for a protein of 326 amino acids. The transcript is spliced from 3 exons. The record is from RefSeq and is a predicted model, not a curated record. Lineage: Eukaryota; Viridiplantae; Streptophyta; Magnoliopsida; Malvales; Malvaceae.